UGGAAAAUUUUGCAAUUAACCUCCUGCACUUUUUAUAUAUCACGUCCACAUCUUCCUCCCAUUGAGAACAUUUGCGGACCACGCCAUUUCAGUGGAUUGAAUCACUUAACACGAAAAUAAUUAUCAAUACGAAUUUGAACGACUCAUUAACGACCUCUCCCCAGCUCAAGCGGCCUUUGCCGGGCAUUUUCACUCUGUUCUGCAAUCGAAACUUGAAAUAAAAACAACAAGAAAGCGACAUGAUGGACCUUCCCAGUCCUCCACGCGACAUCGCCAUCGUUGGCGCAGGUAUUGCCGGCAUUGCCUGUGCGCUUGCUCUCUCACGAGAGCUGACCCCGUUCGUGCCCAAUCUCAACAUCACAAUCUACGAGCGACAUGACAUCUUGUCCACUUCAGGCGGUGCAAUCAAUUUAACUCCUGUCGCACAAAGGCACCUUGCAAAGCUAGGAGUUCUGGACGAGCUAGACCGCAUGGGUUCGGAGGGUGGGGCCGAAGUGGAUGCAAUUGAACUCUUUUCGAUGCGCUCUGGUCGCUCAAUUGGUUCAAUUGAUUUUGUUGAUCAUAAUGGUAAUGGCUUUGGCGGAUAUAAGGGCCGUCGUGUCAUGCGAAUCAUUCUCUCGGUGGCCAUGAUGACAGUGGUUGAGAGGACUCCAAACGUCAAGAUCGUCUUUGGCAAAAAAGUCAUUGGCGGCGAAGAAAUAAGCGACAAGGCCGUCAUUCAUUUCAGUGAUGAAUCCGAAGUCAUAGCUGAUCUUGUCAUUGGUUGUGAUGGCGUUCAUUCACCCGUUCGCACCCGCUGGGUUGAUCCUGAUAGGGCCUCUCAAUACACGGGCAUGUCUUUCUUGCAAGCUACUAUCCCGGCGAACACCCUGUCAACACCUCCGCAUUUUCAGUCAUCGGCAUUAAAUAUUUCACGUCAUGGCUCGAUGUUGACGAGCUUCUGCGAUCGCGAUCGUGAGCAAAUCUUCGUAGCCGCAAUUGUGCAAUUUGAUCAAGCGAAUUUAAGUUAUCAUCGCCUCGAGCCGGGUCAAGACUGGGCGACCAAGGAUCGAAUUCGUCGGGAUUUGCGCUGUGAAAUGCGAGACCGGUUCUCAAAAUCCGCGUUGCCCUGCAUCCGAGAGAUGGUGGCGAGCAAAGAAGAUUGGAUGCUUUACCCAGUUUAUCAAGUUCGGCCCGGGGGUCGAUGGUGUAUGAACCGUGUUAUCCUACUUGGUGAUGCGGCACAUGCGAUGCCCCCUCGAGAUGAAUCAGCAGCAUAUGCUCUGGACGACGCUAUUCUCUUCGCUCGUAUCUUGGCACGUUACCGCCAAGAGCCGCUGACAGAGGUCUUCGAUGCAUACGAGCGACUUCGCCGAGAAACGAUUAAUCACGCCUUCAAAGAAUCCCGCCGAAUGUGGGAUAGAAAUCGCGACAUGGGUUUUUUGGAAGGGCGACUCAAAGAGUGGACGAUGCCGUUCCAUAUUCGAAGUCAUCGUGAUGAAAGAGAGAGUGCGUGGGAGUUUGACGCUACCAAGAUUUUGCUUCCAACACCGACCCCGAGCGAGGACUUGGUGUCGUUGAAUUCAUUCUUGAAAGAAGGUUCGGUAUGAGUGAAAAUUGUUUUUGAGAUGGAUAUCUCCUUGGGUCGGUUGGGGUGUUUGGAAGGAUUGCAUGGGUGGUGUACUGAUUCGGAUUUAUGGUGUGAUACCCUAGGCAAAUUUGGUUUUAGUGAUAAAUGUAUGUCAUGAAUUGACCUGCGCUCAUGCAGACUGGGCCUUUCCAUCAAGUC
Molecule: messenger RNA, 1768 nt
Organism: Penicillium subrubescens
Lineage: Eukaryota; Fungi; Ascomycota; Eurotiomycetes; Eurotiales; Aspergillaceae
Product: FAD-dependent oxidoreductase
Exons: 2
Coding region: 240-1589 (449 amino acids)
Molecular function (GO): FAD binding; monooxygenase activity
Source: RefSeq, a predicted model, not a curated record